UGGGUUUAAGGUAGGAGGCAGAUUUAAUAGGAACAUUUAGGGGGAACAUUUUCACUCAGGGUGCUGCCAGAGGAGGCAGUUGAAGCUCAAAACCCUCAUUUAAGUGGUGGGAAAUGUAUUUUCACUCUUUAUGAAAACAUCCCAAUUUAAGUGGUGGAAAAUGUAAUUCAGUAACUUUCUGUUAUUGUGUAAUUGAUACAGCAGUUGUAAACUUCCUUUAUUUAUGUUGUGCAAGAAAUACUGGAAUAUUUUUCUCAUAACAAGGUGUGCCACCAAUUGUAAUGUUCUUAUCAGACUGCCUUAAUUGUUUGUUUUCAAAACGUAUGUAUUCAUUUGAGUUCAGGUGCAGCAAACAAUAAUCUCAUAAUUGCAGUCUUGGUUGGGACAAAGCAUAGCUUAGCAAAUGUUGGUGAUUUGAUCCCAUGGAACUUCACCCGAACUCCCAUGCCUUACCAAGUACACGCUAAGCUUUGAACAGUCUCAAAACAUCUAUCAAAUAUGCAUUUUUUGGUUAUUAUAUGAAAAUUGGUGAUGUUUAUUCUCAACAGAGCAUACACAAACAAGAUGAUUUGUACAUGUCUUUUUGUAUCAUGAAAUCUCUGGGAUUCCUUUUUUCCAUUAUUACACAAGUUUGAACCAGGGUACAAAUGUCAUGCAAGACAAGAAUUUAAAUGUGUAGCACAGUAAUGUAAAUUAUUAGCCCAUUUUGAUUUAAUGGUUAAAGUAUUUAUAAUCUUGUUUAAAUUCUGUGUUCUCAUUGCUGUAUGUAUGUCUUUCUAGCUUUAGCGUGUUCUUUCGCUUUCCUAUGCCUGGUACAAAAUGAAUGUCCUAAAUAUUCCAUUUCACUUGCUGAAGCUGCCAGUAAGGAGUGUCAAUUCAUCUUGCUUGUCAAAUUACAAUCGUGGAGCUUUUGGAAUAUUGAAGACGCAAGUCAAACCAUUCUUCUCAAAUAGUAAGAAUUGUAGCCCAAAAAACUUCACAGACUAUGAAUCGAUGAAGCAGGAAUACAAACUGGAAGUGCCAGAAUACUUCAAUUUUGCAAGUGAUGUCCUUGAUAAGUGGAGUGAAAUUGAAAAGGCUGGAGGAAGAGGCUCAAACCCUGCAUUGUGGUGGCUGAGUCGAAGAGGGCAAGAAGUGAAAUGGAGCUUCCAGGACCUUGGACAGCACUCCAGGAAGGUGGCUAACAUCUUGUCUGAUGCAUGUAAUCUGCAAGUAUCUGAUCGAGUUAUUGUUAUCCUGCCCGCCAUUCCAGAAUGGUGGCUUCUGAAUGUGGCAUGCAUGAGAACAGGUGCUGUAGUGAUCCCUGGAACAAGCCAGCUAACAGCCACAGACAUUUUACACAGGCUACAGGUCUCAAAGGCAAAGUGCAUCAUAACAAAUGAGAUGCUGGCAGACUCAGUAGAGUCAGUGAUAUCCAAGUGCCCUUCUAUCAAAUCAAAGGUGAUCCUAUCAAAUAAAUACAGAAAAGGAUGGAUGAAUUUUCAUGAACUUUACCGAAAUGCAUCAUCUGAUCACACAUGUGCAAAGACCAAGAGUUUGCAUCCAAUGGCCAUUUUCUUUACCAGCGGAACCACAGGAGCUCCAAAAAUGACUCUUCACACCCAUUGCAGCUAUGGAAUAGGCCUGACAGUGAAUGGAAGGUACUGGUUGGAUCUCACUCCUUCAGAUGUGAUGUGGAACACUUCAGAUACUGGCUGGGCUAAGUCUGCAUGGAGCAGCAUCUUUUCACCAUGGAUUCAAGGUGCUUGUGUUUUUAUCCAAAACAUCCGUCGGUUUAAUCCCCAACAUAUAUUGGAAAUUUUAUCCAAGUAUCCAAUAACGACCUUCUGUUCGCCCCCUACGGCAUAUCGUAUGCUUGUACAGAGUGAUGUCAGCAAGUACAGAUUCCCAAAUCUCCAGCACUGUGUGAGUGCUGGUGAACCAAUUAACCCAGAGGUGAUGGAGAAGUGGAAAGAGCAGACUGGCUUAGACAUCUAUGAAGGAUAUGGUCAGACAGAAACUGUCUUGAUCUGUGGUACUUUCAAAGGAAUGAAAUUGAAACCUGGUUCAAUGGGGAAGCCAUCACCAGCAUUUAAUGUACAGGUUAUAGAUGGGAAUUGCAAUGUGCUUCCUCCUGGAGUGGAGGGUGAAAUUGCCAUUUCCGUGAAGCCGACCAGACCCCUGAACAUUUUCUCCGAAUACAUUGAUGAGCCAAAACAAACUGCAGCAACCCUUCGAGGAGACUAUUAUUUAACUGGAGACCGAGGUCAAGUGGAUGAGGAUGGAUACCUUUGGUUUAUGGGAAGAGCAGAUGACAUAAUGUUAUCAUCUGGGUACCGCAUCGGCCCAUUUGAAGUAGAAAAUGCCUUAAUAGAACAUCCAGCAGUGGUAGAGUCGGCUGUGGUUAGCAGUCCUGAUCCCAUUAGAGGAGAGGUUGUGAAGGCAUUUGUCAUUUUAGCUCCAACUUUCACCUCACAAGAUCCUGAUAAGUUAAUUGAAGAACUACAAGAACAUGUUAAGAAAAUCACAGCACCAUAUAAGUACCCAAGGAAGAUUGAAUUUGUGAAGGAACUACCCAAGACUAUUAGUGGGAAAAUCAGAAGAAUUGAGUUACGAAAGAAAGAAUGGGAAAAAGCAUUAAAAUUGAAAUAAUUGAUGUGCAGCAUCCUUGAAUGGAAUCAACUUUACCUUUUAUAUUAAACUUGAUUUCGACACAAU
Messenger RNA from Leucoraja erinaceus (little skate), 2697 nucleotides. RefSeq names its product acyl-CoA synthetase medium chain family member 3 (gene acsm3). Gene Ontology annotation, cellular component: mitochondrial matrix. The record is from RefSeq and is a predicted model, not a curated record. Bases 820 to 2631 code for a protein of 603 amino acids. The transcript has 13 exons. Gene Ontology annotation, biological process: acyl-CoA metabolic process; fatty acid biosynthetic process. NCBI's taxonomy places the organism in Eukaryota, Metazoa, Chordata, Chondrichthyes, Rajiformes, Rajidae. Gene Ontology annotation, molecular function: fatty acid ligase activity; fatty-acyl-CoA synthase activity.